AGCCCUCAGUCAGUCUAGGAUAGACGGAACAAAGACGAGCUGCAAUAUGAAGAAACUUAUGCUUUUAGGAAUUUUUAUGUCCGCACUUCACAUCAGCAACUCACAAAAACAAGAUUUCUGCAGACUGCCCAGCGAUGCAGGUCAAGGCACAACCUUCUCGUUUUCCGUGUUUUACAACUAUACAACCGACCAGUGCUUGCCUUUCUUUUACCAAGGCGAGGGAGGAAAUGCCAACCGUUUUCAAAAUGAAAGAGAGUGUCUGAGAAACUGUUCGUCCAGUGCUGAGAAAAUCUACCCAAUGGAUGUAAAAGAAGCUUGUCACUUUAAACAUCUGGUUGGAGGAUGUAGUGGUCGCUACUUGAGAUACUACUACGACUCCACUAAUGAAAAAUGCAAAAGAUUCAUUUGGACUGGCUGCUUUGGGAAUGGAAACCGAUUCUUUGACUACAACAGUUGCAACGCCACCUGUGCUGGCAUCCGUGGUGACUUGGAUGCAACUGAGGAGGAUGAGCCAGACACUCCUAUUGCCAUCAUCUGUGGAGUUCUGCUUGCCCUUGUCGUUUCUGCCAUCUUAAUAACUGUGAUUGUCCUCGUAGUUAAGUCAAAGAAAAAAAAACAAAAGAAGGCCAGAGCGAAGACCAAGGAUGCCAAAAUCGACUCACCUCUUCAGGAGGGUGAUAUUGAAAUGACAUAGAAAAUCUCCUCUUCUACAAAACAUAAUUUUUUUUUUUUUACCUGGUUGUCAUUAAGAACAAAUUUUUUGGGUCCUAAAGCCAAAUUCAUCAUUUUUGUCACUAAGGACUACAUUAAAGGCUCCAUUAAAAAGAUAAAGAGACAAGACCCCGUAUUUUUAAUUAGAGUUCUGUUUAAUGUUGGUAUUUUACUAGCGUACCAUGCAAAGGGAUUUUAUUACUUGUACUUUUUUUUUCAUUGAUUUAACCAAUAUUUUCAUCUUAUGAAUCUAGAUAUUUACCAUGUAAUCAAAUGAAAAUAGUUUUACAUUUAACAUGACAUGUAAAUGAAUCAGAAAUCAGCUUUAUUUAGUAAAACAAAAUAUUAGAUUUUUUUUGAAAAUCUCACUUUUUAAGAUGUCCAGUAUUUUUGUCUUAAAUAAAAUCCACCCCUUCACGCGUAGCAAUUGUGAAACAUACAAACAAAAGCAACCCUAUAGAUAUGGACAACAUUUUCUUAAAUACUUUUAAAUGUUUUUUCGUUUGUUGGCUGGUGUUUAGAUAUCAAAAUGUACUUUGAUUUUGCAGAAUGUAUUGUAUCUUCUAGAAAAUGUCUAAAUGAGACCUGGUUUACCUUCCCAUUAUUGAGCCUAGCUGCUGUAAACAUCCAACAAAUGUCUUUAUCAUAAUAUUCUCAGUGUUAUUUACCAACAUCCAUUCAGGACUUUUUUUGGUGCUUUAUACACUUUUGCAUUUGUAUUGCAGCACUGCACAAACAAGGUAAUGUUUUCAUCCUUAAUGAAACCUUCUUUUUAUGUUUGCGUUUACAACUAUAUCAGUUCCUUCACCAUUAGUGUUUUAUUGUAAAUCUUUUCUUGUGACUAUAAAAGUACAAAGCAACAAAGCUCUGUAACAUAUCAAUUAGCCAUGACAUUAUGGCCAGAACAAAGGUAAGUUGGGUUGGGAAUAUUUUUGGUGUGAUGUUCUGCAUCGUUGUAUUAAUUAGGACUUUCUUCUCAAAUUUGGCACUUACCUUGACAGUUUUUUACCACCAAAUCUAGUUCAAUAUAAGCCUUUUAAAAUUUACAUUCAUAUCACAAGGAGCACAUUCAGACAUAAAACAGCUUUUAAAGCCAAAGAUUGCUUCAUGAAGGUUGUGUUUGGGUUAUGGCUGUAGAACAGAAGUGGAUGAGUCAGUACAACCCAACAUCAGGUUUUUACACACCAGCUUUUAGGUUAUUGGAGCCUAUAUGGCCUUCAACAGCCAUUAAGUAACUCUACCAGAAAGCAUCAUAUAUAAAAAUGACCAACCCAAAGCCUUUGUCAAAUCUUGAUCCAUUUUUUAUUACGGAUUUUAUUAUGGAUUGUGUUCAUGUACAAUUUUCCAAUUUUUAAAAACAUUUUCAAAUGGCCAAAAACACACACAAGUGUGUAUAUAAUACAAUGUAAAACACCAGUCAGAUAAAAAAAUAAUUACUGUGGUGAGAAAUAAAUUUUUUUUCCGAAAAACA
This is a messenger RNA of Girardinichthys multiradiatus, 2182 nucleotides long. RefSeq names its product BPTI/Kunitz domain-containing protein. Bases 47 to 694 code for a protein of 215 amino acids. Gene Ontology annotation, molecular function: serine-type endopeptidase inhibitor activity. NCBI's taxonomy places the organism in Eukaryota, Metazoa, Chordata, Actinopteri, Cyprinodontiformes, Goodeidae. The record is from RefSeq and is a predicted model, not a curated record. The transcript is spliced from 6 exons.